This is a messenger RNA of Ornithodoros turicata, 1812 nucleotides long. RefSeq names its product solute carrier family 22 member 12-like. The transcript has a single exon. The coding region runs from base 36 to 1721 and encodes 561 amino acids. The record is from RefSeq and is a predicted model, not a curated record. Lineage: Eukaryota; Metazoa; Arthropoda; Arachnida; Ixodida; Argasidae. Gene Ontology annotation, cellular component: membrane. Gene Ontology annotation, biological process: transmembrane transport. Gene Ontology annotation, molecular function: transmembrane transporter activity.
CGCAAUACCCUUCGUACAGCUUCGGACCAUUGAGGAUGCCCAAGAUUCGUAGAAGUUCUUCGUCGCAUGGAGCAUUAACGACAACCGGUACUGACGAUACUGUACGCAGCAGAAAAGACUCUGAUGCGAGAGACCGGACCUCCUAUCCGACAGACCCGUCGAGCGUCUACGGCAACGGUUGCUUCCAAAGGAUGAGCAUCUUCUGCGCUCAGCUGGCAGCUUUCGUAUUUCUCUGUCAUGCGCUUUCCAUCACACUGAUUGCACCAUAUGUAGACCACUGGUGCAAGCCUCCGAUUCAGUACAGCAACGUCAGCGCUGAUGAGUGGAAGAACAUGAGCAUCCCUUACGAGGGAGGUCGCUACAGCCACUGCACACAGUAUGACAAUACAGAUUCUCCCGCCAACAGAACCAUCCUCGAUUGCAGCGCGUGGGAGUAUGACCGGAGCACGUACAGUGAGACGAUCGUUACCCGCUGGGACCUUGUAUGUGGAAGGAAGCGUCUCGUGUAUCUCGAGUCGACGAUCUUCAUGAGCGGAGCAACGGUCGGUGUGCCUAUCGCCGGGAUGCUAUCGGAUAAUAUUGGACGAAAGCCCACCAUCUCUGUUGCCGUCAUCGUACUGAUCGCCUCUGGUCUCGCAGCCUGCUUCACAAGAACCUUCUUUACCUUCGUAUUGUUUCGCUUCUUUGUGUCAGCAUCGGUGGCUGUUGUGCGCAUCAUGACGUUUAUUCUCGUAUUCGAGGUUGCCACCCCGGAGCUACGUUGCUUUCAGUGCACCCUCGUACAGCUGGGUCAUGCCCUUGCAUUGGCUUUCGUUCAUGGGCUGAGAGAACUUCACCUGGGCAGUACACUCGCUCAGGUCAUCGUCAUGGCACCCACUUGCUGUCUUAUUUGCUCGUUCGUUAUGCUCGAGGAAUCGCCCCGUUGGCUCCUGGCCAUGUCCGACGUGCAAGCCGCCGAAUGCGUCAUUAUGUGGGCGGCGAAGGUGAACGGUCUCUCUCUGCCGGAAGCGGCGAAGCGACUGCAAGUGCUGAAGAAACGGUUACGCCGGGAGGUAGACUCUUCCACAAAGAUGGUUAGUGCGACCUUGUUGAGUUUAAUUCGUUCGGACACGCUGAAGGAGCGAACAAUUAUUAUCUGUACCUGCUGGACGUCAUUUAUCCUUACUUACAAUCAAUUCAGGCUGACCAUUAAGGUUACUGCGUCAAGCGUUGCCAGGAUGGUGGGAACUAUUGGUCAGUGCCCGGCUAUCGCGGUGGCAUACCUUCUCAUGGAAAGGCUGGGUCGCCGGAUUCUUGUCAUGAUGUCAUUAAUUGCCAUCAGUGCGCUCCUGCUCCUCCAAGUGUUAGCACGCGCCUUGAACCUCGGGGAUAUCUUGAGAGAUGUGCUGAUAGUUAUGGAAGAUGCAGUGUUACCAGUAUUGAUCGUCGUUAUAUAUAUAUUCACUAUGGAACUGUAUCCCACAGAGCUGAGAAGUGCCGCAGUGUCAUCGGCGUACCUCUUUGGCAGGGUGGGGGCCCUCAUGGGUCCAGCACUGGCACAGGUUGGGCUUCUGACGCAUGCCAGCGUUCCCCUUGUGAUCACCGGAACUUUAGAUUUUCUCAGCGGCGUGCUUUCGGCUAAAUUGCCGGAAACGCGUGGAUUGGCUCUGAAGGACAAUGUUAAGGAGAAACAGGUUCGAAGUCUUGGAGACUUAGAUGUAGAGCGCACUCGUCACAAAUAAGAGCACGCAGGUGUGCUCGUAAGUGGCUCGUGCCAACGCUGUAAUAAAUGACGUUGCCUUCAGGGGAAAUUACGGUUACGUCAUCGGAUGA